UCUGAUCUCCUGGUUCUGAUGCAGUAGAUUGUGUUGCAGAUGUUGCCUCUUCUAACCUCCUUCCUGUCUGCAGAUGCCUGCCAGCUCACACUGGACCCCAACACAGCAAACAGAUACCUGUCUCUAUCUGAGGGGGACAGGAAGGUGACACACACACCGGGGAGAGAGCAGCCAUAUCCUGAUCACCCAGAGAGAUUUGACUUCUGGCUGCAGGUGCUGUGCAGAGAGGGUCUGUCUGGGACUCGCUGUUACUGGGAGGCUGAGUGCAGUGGGGGGGCUGUGAUUGCAGUGGCGUAUAAAGGAAUCAGCAGGAAAGGAGGGGGUUCUGACAGGAUGUUUGGACACAAUGAUCAGUCCUGGACUCUGUACUGCUGUGGUUCCAUGUUCUUUGCUCUGCACAAUAAUAACCGCACUUCCAUACCCGCCCCCUCCUCCCGCAGAGUAGGAGUGUAUCUGGACUGGCCGGCCGGCACUCUGUCCUUCUACAGCGUCUCCUCUGACACUCUGACCCACCUGCACACUUUCCACACCACAUUCACUCAACCCUUCUAUCCUGGGUUUCUGGUUUGGAGAGGCAUGCUGUCCCUGUGCAUGCUGGGAUAGAUGUCUCUAUCCUGGAAGAGUUGAUGGGAUCUUAUUCACUGUGGUCAUGACUACAUAAAUCUCCACAUUACAGUUUUUUAUGAUUGCUUACACACUAAAAUUAAAAAUAACACACAGUUAGUGAAACCUGACACUCAAGGAGCAAAACCUCAAGCCCAGAUCUGCACAACUAUAAGCACAUUCUCAGCCUCACACUUUUUGCAAAACACUACACACACUUCUUUACAUUAGAUACAGAAAUCUAACAUGAUGUCACUUCUUUGCCAUUUCAGGGCACUGCCUUUCAAAAUACCAUACCUAUGAACCAAUUGAUCAAA
Molecule: messenger RNA, 920 nt
Organism: Megalops cyprinoides (Indo-Pacific tarpon)
Lineage: Eukaryota; Metazoa; Chordata; Actinopteri; Elopiformes; Megalopidae
Product: stonustoxin subunit beta-like
Exons: 1
Coding region: 40-603 (187 amino acids)
Molecular function (GO): protein binding
Source: RefSeq, a predicted model, not a curated record